AUGGAACCCGCUAUGGUGCUAAUGUUCGCGUUGCUGUUGGUGGCUCGGUCGACCACAGGCCAAGAGCAGAACCUGAUCACCGACAAAUCGGCCAGCUGCGACGGUGGCUUCGUCUACUUCCGCAUUUGGUUCCAAGAACCAUUCACCGGCCUCAUCUACAGUGACGGGUACUACGGCGUGUCCCGCUGUACCUACGUAUCCGGCAACGCCAGCACCUUCUACAACUUCUCGGUGGCGUUGAACGACUGUGGCACCGAGCGGAUGCCGAAUGGCUCCAUGAAGCACGCGUUGGUCGUACAGCGAGACUCGCGUAUACUCGGAGGUUACGACAACCUCUUCGUGGUCAUUUGUUCGCCGGCAGUGGCGGCGCAAUUGGACGUUCAACCGGGUCAGCCGUUCACCAUCCGAUUCGGAGGGGUUACGGUAGAUGGUAAACUGAGGUCCAGCGAGGUGGUCGCAGAGACAGUCGCCAGCGUCGAGUACGCCGCCAGCGUACUUCUCGGCGACGGUCCGAACGGACCACCGGCCAACAGGCCAUUGAGCAUAGGCGAGCCGAUUACAUACGUGAUCAAAAUUCGCAGUUCUCAGUUCCAACACAUGCGGGUUGGCAAUUGUUGGGCGACGGACGACAUAAGUCAGUUGAACCUCAGCGACGAAGGUGGCUGCUCGUUGCGAAAGGGGGAGAACAUCUGGAACGAGUUUCGCGUAGCUACCUCACCGACCGACGGUGACACGGUCUUCUAUAACUCCAUCAAGGCUUGGAGCUUUCCGACCAGCAAUCGUGUGAACAUAUUUUGCAACAUGCACUUCUGUCAGAGGUCAUGUUUCCCGCCGUCCUGCGACGCAACCGUCGUCGCACGAGACGAGCCCUCGAAACGGGGUCUUAAGAAGAGGAGCGAUCGCGUGAUCUCCGAACUGAAGGCCACCUACUCGGUGGUUCCUCAACACAACUCUGUGGUCAUAACCGGCAACGUAAUGGAUUCAGACACUACGCAAGUCGGCUUCAUCACCGCCGCAGUUCCGCUGACCGCGGACGACGUCUUCGCAAACAAACGACCAUUCUGCUUAACGAAUUCGAACUUCGUUCUUCUUCUCUCCAUAACUUCAUCGAUCUUGCUAAUAUGCUGCAUUUUCGUCACUUAUACGUUGUUCAGAUAUUGGAGACGGGUUCGGUGGUUCGUGAAAUAA
Messenger RNA from Soboliphyme baturini, 1188 nucleotides. NCBI's taxonomy places the organism in Eukaryota, Metazoa, Nematoda, Enoplea, Dioctophymatida, Soboliphymatidae. The record is from the annotation of a GenBank genome assembly.